Molecule: messenger RNA, 2011 nt
Organism: Helianthus annuus (common sunflower)
Lineage: Eukaryota; Viridiplantae; Streptophyta; Magnoliopsida; Asterales; Asteraceae
Product: LEC14B protein
Exons: 10
Coding region: 317-1789 (490 amino acids)
Biological process (GO): proteasome-mediated ubiquitin-dependent protein catabolic process
Cellular component (GO): Cul4-RING E3 ubiquitin ligase complex
Molecular function (GO): protein binding
Source: RefSeq, a predicted model, not a curated record
AUUCAUUUUAGUCCUCUCAAGUCUCAACUCAUGUGAUUGAACUCAGAUAAACACGAAACCCUAUUCAUAUCCAGUGAGCUUCUUCAGGUAAUUCAAAACCUCCAUUAUCACCGUUCAAUUGACCUAAUUACGCUUCAAGUUUCGUUCAAUCAGAGCUCUGUUUGUAGAACGAAUGAUAUAAUUUGUUCCGGUAGUUCAUCUCGCAUAUGUUUAUUGCUUCAAUUGAUUAACCGGAAUGAUAUGAAGGAGCACAGUGUAACGCUUUAUGCUAUUCUAAGACACAAAGCGAUUACAGCUGCAAAGUGUUUAUGUUAAAAUGUUCUUUAGGGCUUGGAACACUGCCAUAGGCGACAUGGGUUACGCUCUCAGUAGAUUGGAAAUAGACCCCGAUUAUUCCGACAGUGAAUCGUCUCCCGUUGGAGAUGAAACCGACAAUCCCCGAUCUUCAUCACAGAACGAUUUGGAUCAUGAAGUUGCUCAACUAACAAAGAUGAAGUCAGCACCCCAUAAAAGAUUAAAGCGGGUUGUUCCACGGAGAGAGGAAGUUACGGUUUCGCCCGUGAAGAUGUUAGCGGGUCGAGAAGGGAAUUAUUCAGGUCGAGGACGUUUUUCUGCAGCAGAUCGUUGUCAUAUGCUAAACAAAUAUUUGCCUGUUAAAGGUCCUUCUAUUGUUGACCAGUUGACUACCCGGGCUUAUGUAUCACAAUUUUCAAAUGACGGUUCCCUUUUUGUUGCUGCAUUUCAGGGAAGCCAUAUUAAAGUUUAUAAUGCUGAAAUGGGGUGGAAACUUCAGAAGAAUAUUGUUGCUAAAAGCUUGCGAUGGACGGUUACCGAUACAGCCCUUUCACCAGAUAAACGUUUCCUGGUUUAUGCGACCAUGUCUCCUAUUGUCAACAUUGUUAAUAUUGGAUCUGCUGCAACGGAGUCUCAUGCAAAUGUAACGGAGAUACAUGAAGGCUUAGAUUUUUCUAGUGACGAUGAAGUUGGAUAUUCAUUUGGAAUUUUUUCUGUAAAAUUUUCUAAUGAUGGCAGAGAGCUUGUAGCUGGAAGUAGUGAUGAUUCAAUUUAUGUUUAUGAUGUUGAAGCAAACAAACUUUCCCUUCGAAUUCAAGCACAUACGUCAGAUGUAAACAGUGUAUGCUUUGCCGAUGAAGCCAGCCAUCUGAUAUAUUCUGGGAGUGAUGAUAAUCUCUGCAAGGUGUGGGACAGACGUUGCUUGAGAUCAAGAGGAAAACCAGCUGGAGUCCUAAUGGGGCAUCUAGAAGGAAUUACGUUUCUUGACAGCCGUAACGAUGGUCGUUAUUUCAUUUCAAAUGGAAAAGAUCAGACAAUUAAGCUUUGGGAUAUCCGAAAAAUGUCCUCGAAUGCCACUCGUACUCCUGCGUUUAGGAACUACGAAUGGGAUUAUAGAUGGAUGGACUACCCGCUCAGGGCACGAAAUGUAAAGCAUCCAUGUGAUCAAUCUGUUGCCACAUAUAAAGGUCAUUCGGUAUUGCGUACACUUAUACGCUGCUAUUUUUCACCAGAAUAUAGCACCGGCCAGAAGUACAUUUAUACUGGAUCUCAUGAUUAUUGUGUUUAUAUAUAUGAUUUGGUGAGCGGGGCUCAGGUUGCCAGACUUGUGCACCAUAAAUCAACAGUUAGAGACUGCAGUUGGCACCCAUAUUAUCCAACACUCGUUAGCUCUUCAUUUGAUGGAGAUAUCGCAAAAUGGGAAUUCCCUGGUAACGGAGAGAACCCGAUUCCCAUGAAUAAUAAUAAUAGGCGCCGCAGAAGCCAUUUUGAAUAAAUAUUCUGCAAAAUAAAGCUUGUAAGUUGUUUUUGUCACUUAAACAAAGUAACUUAAGUAACAAAUGAAUUGAGGAAAUGACUUUCUGGUGUUGUGCAGUACAUGCCAAUCUUUGUGAUUAGUUUCAUUAAAUCCAAUAGAAAAGAUUGUAUAUAAACUUUAUAUUGUAAGCUAUUUUGUUCACAGGUGUAACUGAAUAUAUGUGGCCGUGUGUAUAUAUUU